AUGCUGCUCAUUUAUCCUCGCAUCUUCCCUCUCACUAUUGGAUCUCUCUCCCUGCAAGGUGAAUCUCUCUCGCUUCAUCCUUUCACAGCCGUUAGCUCGCUUCUCUUUCACUUUAAUUCCUGUUUUCAAUUUUCCUGCUGCGAAUGUGUUCUUAUAUCUAUUGAAUGUGGUUUUUUCUCUUUUGUUUCCAUCUACCUCAUCUCAUCUGGUAUCGGAUUCUGGAAAACCGCGGAGGAGAUCGUUGGUCCCGUCGAUAAAGCAAAGGCUAGGGCGAGGAAACAGAGAGAGUUAGAGAAGUCGAAGAAAGCUUUAGAGAGAGAUUGGAGAUUAAACGAAGAUAGUUCAAAAAUCGCUGGAGCCAAUGCUGCAUCAACCGUGAGAUCGGAACCAAGGUUGCUGUUGCUCAACGUCUCAAAGAAGCCUUUGAAUCUUCGGCGAGAAUCUUCCAGAUCCUGCCGUGAACCUCCGCAAAAUCUCUCGCCUGUUUUCAUAAUUGCUCCAAAGGUGGAGAGGGAAGCGAGUGAGUUGAGUGGAACAGUGAGGAAGAGAAUGGAGUUUCUUGACUUCGACUAA
This is a messenger RNA of Microthlaspi erraticum, 573 nucleotides long. NCBI's taxonomy places the organism in Eukaryota, Viridiplantae, Streptophyta, Magnoliopsida, Brassicales, Brassicaceae. The record is from the annotation of a GenBank genome assembly.